Molecule: messenger RNA, 2772 nt
Organism: Chaetomium fimeti
Lineage: Eukaryota; Fungi; Ascomycota; Sordariomycetes; Sordariales; Chaetomiaceae
Product: fungal-specific transcription factor domain-containing protein
Exons: 2
Coding region: 1-2772 (923 amino acids)
Biological process (GO): regulation of transcription by RNA polymerase II; DNA-templated transcription
Cellular component (GO): chromatin
Molecular function (GO): DNA-binding transcription factor activity, RNA polymerase II-specific; zinc ion binding; RNA polymerase II cis-regulatory region sequence-specific DNA binding
Source: RefSeq, a predicted model, not a curated record
AUGGCAAGCUACCCGCCCCCGCCUCCGCAGAAUGCGGGCCGCGCCAACGCUUAUCCCAUCAUGGGCAACAACACGUACCAGCAGCAGCCGUACCCCGGCGCUUCGUCGAGCGUGAUGCCGCAGAGCACCACAGCGGCUUCGCAUCCCCAGCCGAUUGCCCCCGCUCCGGCCACGGCUGGUAACCGCGCCCCGCCCGUGCUCCGCCCGAUGCCCGCUGGUGGCGUCAUGUCCCAACCCGGAAUGAACCCGCCAUACAGCCAGAGCCCGCUGAUGCCCCAGAUGCCAGAGGGUGACACGCCGACGCAUGUGGUCGGUUCGCAGGGUCGGAGAGGGAUCUUGCCCAGCGCCCCGGGUAGGCCCGCUGCGCCGGCCGCCGGGUCCGCGCAGGCCAAGAACCAGAUCCCCCAGAAGGACGCGGAUGGAAAGUUCCCCUGCCCUCACUGCACCAAGACUUACCUCCAUGCGAAGCACUUGAAGCGCCACCUUCUGAGACAUACCGGUGACCGCCCGUACAUGUGUGUCCUGUGCCACGACACCUUCUCGCGCAGCGACAUUCUCAAGCGCCACUUCAUCAAGUGCUCCGUCCGCCGCGGCAACCCGACCGGUGCUAGCCAUCUCUCACACCCCCAGGCGCACGUCAAGAAGAAUGCCGCUGCCCAGCAAAAGGCCCUGGGCACCGAGGGCGAUGUUAAUCAUAUUAACGGUAUGGGUAACAUGUCUGCCGACGGGAUGGUUCAUCCGUUUGGCAUCAUUCCCACGUCUGAUGGCAUGAGCAACGUGGCCAACGACCAAAGCCAGCUCUCGAGAUCUAGCAGCAUCAACCGAAUCGCCGACGACGCGAACCGCGAUAGGAGAAGCAUGACCGCGUCGGUUAUGGGCGCGUCGACGCGUCCUGCCAGCUUUGAGCAGCCGUACAACGGCGGCGAGGUCGCGAACAACAUGACGGCGAACAUCAACCCGUCGCUGGCCAACUACAGCAUGCCGCAGAACCAGAACGGGAUGCCCAUGUUUGGAGGGUCAAACUCGACCGAUUGGUCUCAAAUGUUCCAGGCUGGUGCGCACUCUACCUACGUCAAUACGAUCCCACCUAAUACCGGACAGGGACAGAUGCAGACCGUAACCAAACCCGAGCCUAGUCACGGCUCCGUACGAGCGGCUGGCAUUCCUGGCGACCAUUCCACCGACUCAUCCCUCUUCCCCUCGUGGGGAGUACCGUCGUCGUAUCCGAACACUUACCAUCAGCUCUCCAGCAAGAUCCUCAACUUUUUGCAGUCCUCACCCGCCGGUGCUAACACGGCCACCUCCAGCUUCCUCGACUUCUACUUCCAUUCUGACAAUGUCCGCAACUUCCUCGAGAACUACACCAACUUCCAUGCCCACAUCUCAAUCCUGCACAUCCCAACGUUCCGCGCCAUGGAAACUCAUGUCGGCCUUCUGGCGGCCAUGUGCUGUGUCGGGGCUUGCUACUCAGACCGAAUACCUGCUAACAACAUUCGUGAGGUGAUGGAUCUCUUGAAGGCCGCACUCGAAGGCUCGUCUCGCAUGUUCGCGUCCCUGCUGCAAGCUGGCCAGCCGGAGGCCGGGUAUGAGUGGACGUCUUUUGGAAACAACAAGACAGAUCUCGAGGAGCUGCAAGCGAUCAUGCUUACCCAAAAUCUCUUCACCUGGCACGGGACACCGGUGCAACGCGACAAGGCACGGAGGACGUUUCCUCUUAUUGCGUCGUCCGCUCGCAAGGCUGGUCUUCUUCGUCUCGCAACGGACGGCGCGAUGUACAGCAUGGUGCACCAAGCUGAUUUUUCCCUCUCGAACUUUCCAGUCUCCCAGUUUAGCUGGCACGCUUGGGUGGAACAAGAGAAGCGCAUCCGGACCAUGUACAUGAUCUUUCUCUAUGACGUGGCUCUUGGCUUGUACUUCAACACGGGGCCCGAGUUUGAUCCCUUUGAGAUCCGCCUUCCAUUACCCGCCGACGACGCCGCCUGGGAUGCCAACGACAUCAAUGAAUGUGCCCAGGCGCUCGGGCUGCAAGGACCAGAUGCCGCCAAGAUGCGCAAUCCUGACGGCGCGCGGAGAAGCAACCAGCCUGAAGCCCGCUUGGUGUUGAAGGCCCUUCUUGACACCAACUACCGCAUCCAGCCAGAAUCCACCAAUCUGUUCGGAAAAUUCAUCCUAAUCCAUGCGCUUCUGGCCAUCAUGCGGCGAGCUCAACUGGAAGGCGGCUCGGCGAUUUUGAAUCGUUCGAGCACCCCUGUCCCUGCGCAGUCAUGGUUUGUUGGUGCGCGAAGCAGCCCCGCGAGUAGCGGUAGGGCAACUCCAGUCGAUCUUGGAGCCAACCUUCUGGAUGCGCCCACCGUAAAGGUGCUCAUGACGGCGCUGGACAAGUUCAAGAACAAUUGGGACCACGACAUGGCAGCCCAAUUCCCACCUUCACCGGCCGUCAAUCCCCGCAGAUAUGGCUUCACUCGGGAUGGGAUCCAUUUCUAUUGGUUGGCAACGUAUCUUCUCAAGAGCACGCGGACAACGGACCUGCAGAUGGCGCCGGACCAGCGGUUCGCCUAUGUCAUUCAUCUCUUGAAGUCGGUGAAGCAAUGGGUUUUGACAGAUGGGGCUUCUCGAGGGGAAGAACUGGGAUCUGUUGGAGAUAUUGAUGCCUCGUACGGGGCCAAGGAUGUGACGCUCGACAUGACGCAACUCUUUCGACCACUUUCGACGGUGAGGAAGUCGCCAGGUUUUUCAACUGCUCCGGGAGGGGGCAUGCAGAGCCAGCAAUAA